This is a messenger RNA of Dendronephthya gigantea, 3058 nucleotides long. Its product is annotated as erbin-like. Bases 263 to 3058 code for a protein of 931 amino acids. The transcript is spliced from 19 exons. Gene Ontology annotation, cellular component: postsynaptic membrane; postsynaptic density; adherens junction. Gene Ontology annotation, molecular function: protein binding. The record is from RefSeq and is a predicted model, not a curated record. Gene Ontology annotation, biological process: neurotransmitter receptor transport, endosome to postsynaptic membrane; neurotransmitter receptor transport postsynaptic membrane to endosome. NCBI's taxonomy places the organism in Eukaryota, Metazoa, Cnidaria, Anthozoa, Malacalcyonacea, Nephtheidae.
UAUAAAAUGGCACUCAAAGUUUUCUUUCAAAAUAUUUGUUGUAAAAAGUCCUAAGAAAAACAAUAAACACGCCAGGAAAGGCGAGGAAUGAUGUGAACAGGUACAAAAUAUGCCCUAACUAAUGAACUUAUGGAGAUAAAUCGAUAAUGCGUUUUAUCGUCGUGACUAAAAACGAAAAUUCAUGAUGUAAACAGAUUAUGAAAUAGCCAGGAUCGAUGUUGAGAAUGCUUUCGACUUAUAGUCAUGGUCAAGUUAGCUUGGCAUGUUAAAAAACUGUUCUUGUUAUAAUACAAUGGAUGAAGAACCGAUAAUACUAGACUAUAGUCAUAGAAAAUUGGAUGAAGUUCCACAAGAGAUAUUGGAUAAUGGUCGAAUGUUAGAAGAGUUAUAUCUUGAUUGUAAUGACAUAGAACUUUUGCCAAAGAAACUAUUCAGUUUGCCAAAGUUGAAAAUCUUGGCCGUGGUUGAUAAUAAUCUAUGUGAGCUAUCAAAGUUUUUGGGAAAUUUAGACUGUAUAGAGUCGCUGAAUGUCAGCAAGAAUUGUAUCUCAGAGUUGCCAGACAGUAUUAAGAACUGCAUACAGUUAUUGCAACUUGAUGCAAGUGUUAAUCCAAUUGUUAAAUUGCCAGAUGGACUGUUUAACUUAUCAACUUUGACUCAUCUGAUGUUGAAUGAAACAUUUCUGGAAUAUUUGCCAGAAAAUAUUGGGAAUAUAUCACAAUUAAAAGUUCUUGAACUACGCCAAAACCAAUUAAGCGUUUUACCAAAAUCAAUGCAGAAUUUACAACAGUUGAAACGACUGGAUAUUGGAAACAAUAAAUUUGCAGACUUGCCUGUUACCAUUUGUCACAUGACAAAUCUUGAAGAAUUGUUGGCUGAUGGAAACGCCAUUGAGGAAAUUCCUCCGGUUAUUGGUCUUUUAAAAAACAUGAUUUUGCUGGAUAUUUCUAUGAAUAAAUUGGAGAGUUUACCUCCUGAAAUUGAAUUUAUGGAAUGUUUGACCGAUCUGUAUUUAUCCGUAAACGAGCUACUGGAACUGCCUGAAAAUAUUGGAUUUUUGAGUAGCUUGGAAACAUUGAAACUGGAUGAAAAUGAUCUGCUUUUUCUUCCACCUUCAUUGGGCAGACUUGAGAAUCUGGAGGAACUCGAUGUCAGCACGAACAACCUUGAGGGGUUACCACGUAGCAUGGGAAAAUUAGCACGGUUGAAAGUGUUGAAUCUUGAUAACAAUUGUAUCAAGUCUCUUCCGGAUGAGCUCGGUAAUUGUUCAUCGUUAUCACUGUUGUCACUACAUAGUAAUAAUCUUGUGUCUGUUCCUGAAAGUUUUGGUGGACUAACAAAUCUUCAGAUGAUCAAUCUUAGUGCAAACAUGUUGAAUUUUCUUCCUAUUACUUUCCUUGGUUUGAAAACUUUGAAAGCUCUCUGGCUUUGCGAGAAUCAGUCCAAACCAAUUGUUCCACUCGAGCGAAUAUUUGAUGAAAGAGAAAAAAAGGAGGUUAUCAGUUGUUGCUUUUUGCCUCAGAAAACGUGGGAUGAAGAUGAAACUGAGGACCAUCGUGGAUCGGGAGAGGAAAAUGUUUCAUCAGCAAAUGAAGAUAGCGUUAACAACGCGGGAAUUCAAAAUAACGAGGCAGUGCGCACAAGAGGAAGUAUUUCACAAUAUCUCAUGAACAGAAGUCAGAGUCAAGAUGAUCACACAUCUAGUCCUGGUAAUGAGCUUGAGAAGGUGACACCUUGGUAUGAACAAGAGUUUAUUGAAAGUAUUGAAGACAACGAAGUUUUCUCCGAUGAAGAUCGACAUCUUCACGUUGAGAACACGACAGAAGAAGAAAGUUAUCAUUUGAACCGAUUGAUAAAUAAACAAGGUUUUGAUUGUCGACAGUCGUCCGUAGAGGAUCAAGACCACUCCUUUAAAGACUCGGAUGCAGGCGGAGCCACACAAGACGACCGCAAUGAUGACAUAUUAUUGGUUGACGCAGAGGGCAGCAGUCAUAAUGAAGGAAACACGUCAGUCAUAAUAUCAGAGUUGGAGUAUUUGAACAAUCUUAACAUAACAGAGGAGAGUUGUGAUCUGACCACAUCAAAUGAGGAAGCAAUGCGACUACGAUUUAACAAUAAGAGGAAUAGAAAUGGAAAUCCUUCGUGUACGUACGAGGCAUUUAAACCAACUCGGUUUAACCUGUACACAAACUCUGACGAGCCAUCGUGGAGCACAAUAAAGAAAGAUAAUUCUUUAGAAAGUUCAUCGCCAACAAUUAAGAAGAAAAGCGUGACAGGCAAACUAAAUCCAUUAAUUGGAGCGAGACUAGCACGCGACGAGAGUCCCCCUGCGGUAUGCUACAGUGACGGUUCAGAGAAACAGAAAUACACAGUCACUCAGAAAUAUGAAGAUAAGAUUCGUGCUUUGCAACAACAAAGGCAGAAGGAAAGAUCUCGUCGUAGAAAUCAUUCAUCUCGCGGUGCUGAUAAUAUAGAUCAGACUUUCAGUCGAGCUGGAAAUCUUGAUUUAACAUUUUCUCCCGAUAUUCAUCCGCCGUCAUAUGCCGAAUUUUAUCAGUAUCGAUCCAAUCCAACCGCAACCCUUCCGUCACCUUCCGUUUAUUUUAUCUCAGAUGAUGGCGACUCUGUUGCAAUCCAGUUGAAUGAUUUUGCUUUAGGAUCAUCGCGAGUGAAAAAUGGUGAGAAGAAGAAGAAAGGAAAAGAAAAGAAACAGAAAGCGUGUUCACCACCUGUUGACAGACCCAAUGGCUUUCAACAGCCUCAUUAUUUAUACAAUACUGAAAACCGACCACGGAAACAAAACGGAAUCUUGCAAAAUCUAGUGUCACAUCAACGAAUUUUGCAGUCUUUUGAGAACGGACAUUACGAGACUUCGUUAGAAAGUAAAGCUAACCAAGGAAUUAAUUCGCAUCGCAAAAAUAACGAUUUUGAUGAUAAAGAACUCAAGGUGACCGCAUUAAAGAGCAAUCAUAUAAACACGAUUAUGUGUCAACAUCUGAAAGUGAGAGGGAAAGAUGCAAGGAUGAAAAUAAUUCACCUCAUUUUAGGCCAUCGUUGA